AUGGCAGCGAAUAGGCAUCCGUACAAUACCCGUAUGACUUCCCAAUCUAAUUCCGGAAAGAUGCCAGUGUUUUCCGAAAAUCAUGAAAUGAUAUCUGUAGCUCGGAAAGAAGAAAGUCAGAACAUAAAGCGUCCCAAUCGGAAUAACACAAAGGGAAGCUUCUCAUCAGAGUCCUCCCGUGCAAAUUCGCGAAUGGACUCUCGUGUGAGCUCAAAUAACCGGUCUUCUGCAAGAAUCGCCAAGUCAAAGGGAAAACAGGUCGUGAAUUCAAAUAAAACGGUGGAACCUUUAAACUUUUCAACAAUAAGGACCACAUACCAAUAUAAAGAUGAAGUCAAGUCAAGUCGACUUUACAACCUGCCCGAAGGAAAAACAUUUUACCCUACUUGGACGGAAUUUCAGGAUCCCUAUAAAUAUAUUGCCAGCAUAACGGCAGAAGGUUCUAAAUACGGGAUUAUUAAAAUCAUACCACCUGAAGGAUGGAAACCAAAUUUUUCGCUGGACACUACCAGAUUCAGAUUUAAAACUCGCAAACAGAAGGUUAAUACUAUGGAGGGUGAAACAAGGGCAAAAUUAAAUUAUAUUGAACAACUCCAGCAGUUUCAUGCACAACAAGGACGCCCUUUUACUAGAUUGCCACAGUUGGACAAAGCACCUAUCGAUUUGCAUAAUUUGGCUAAAGCCGUUUCAGAUCGUGGUGGUCCUCAUGAGGUAUCGAAAAAUAAACAAUGGGCUGAGGUGGCUCGAGAAAUCAAAGAGGGUGGAUAUUCACAAACUUGUACAUCAGCCUCUAAAACUAUCAAGGAGCGUUACCUCGAAUUUAUUGAUCCUUAUGAAAAAUACAUUUCUGAAGCAAAACAAGAGUGCAAAAAGAAAGGCAGAUUAGAUCUCAAGGUUGAUCUUUCUCAAUCUAAUGAUGUAUGCGCAAAGUGUGGUAAAUCAAUCAUAGACGUUUCCAAAGAUGAGAUUUUGAGUUGCAAUGGAGAUUGCGAGAAACGAUUUCACAGAGAGUGCCUUGGCAUUCGAAAAGAUCAUCUGAAUUCUGAAGCACAGUGGAAUUGUCCGAUGUGCCUUUUCUUAACUGGCACAGAUUAUGGUUUUGAGCCUGGGGAUGGUUUUACUUUGAGAGAUUUGCAGAAGACUGCUGACAGCUUUCAACAAGCUUACCUCAAAAAUCAUCCGGUUCCACCUGGAGUAUCCAUGGAGGAUCAUAUCGAAGCAGAAUUUUGGAGGCUUGCUCACGCAAUGGAUGACAACACAGAGGUUUAUUAUGGGGCGGAUAUAAAUUCAACUGACUAUGGAAGCGAACGAGAUCGUAAUGAUCCAUAUAGCAGAGAUCCUUGGAACCUUCGAAACCUGCCUAGGUUAGCUGGUUCGCUACUUCAUGACAUCACUCCUGCCAUACCAGGGAUGAUGCUACCUUGGGUUUACGUAGGGAUGGCUUUUUCUGCUUUUUGUUGGCAUGUUGAAGACCAUUAUACCUAUAGCAUCAAUUUUAUGCAUCUGGGCGAAACGAAAACUUGGUAUGGCAUCCCUUCAUCUAACGCUCACAAAUUCGAGACAGCCGCUAAGAAGCUUUUACCGGAGUUAUUUCAACAUCAACCGGAUCUGUUGACGCAGUUGACCACAAUAUUGAACCCGGAGAAGUUAAGGCAAGAAGGAGUAGAAGUUUGUGCAAUUGACCAGAGACCAAAUCAAUUUGUUAUCACUUUUCCUCAGGCGUACCAUGCCGGCUUUAAUCACGGGUUGAAUUGUAAUGAAGCUGUUAAUUUUGCACUACCAGAUUGGGUAAAGUUUGGAGGGGAAUCAAUUAAAUUUUACAAGGAAAUAAAACGGCAUCAAGUAUUUUCGCACGAAAAACUUUUGUGGGAUAUUGGAGUGAAGAACGCUCACGACUAUAAUGUGGUUAAAUGGCUCAAGGAACCCUUGUUUGAGAUAUGCUUAAAGGAACUAAAGCUUCGAGCGGAUGUAAUUCAGAAUCUAGGUUUGCCGGAGCCUGUUCAUGUUUUCACCGAUCAGGAUGCGGAAAUGGUGUGUGACUAUUGUAAUGGAUUCAGUUACUUGUCCGCACUAAAAUUCAAGUGCACCAAACAAAUUCUGUGUCUAGAGCAUGCAAGCUACUCACCGGAAAUAUGUAAAUGUGGUGAAGAAAAAAAUUGUCACUUUCUCCAAAUGCGUAUCAGAAAUCACCACUUGAAAAGCCUGAUGGAUGACUUUAAUGAGACUUACGAGGUAGCAUCAAAGAUGAUAGAAUACUUUCAGAAUGAUCUUGAAAAGGCGACUCGAUUGUCAGCCGAAAAGUUGGAAAUAAUACACGACUGUGUCACAAAGAGUGGCUACGAUUUUGAACUGGCAGAUUCACAACAGUUUAUUGAUAAAUCCUUGAGUUGGUUUCGAAGACUCAAGAAGGUCUGCUAUAAAAUUGCGAUGGCUCUUUGGCCAACUAUUUAUUGCGAAAUUCCAUUGGGCAAAUUCGACAUUUCGGAUUUCUUUGUUAAGUGGGAAAGACGAGUAAAGAGUUUUCAAACAUCAUCGGACAUUCCACCAUCUAAUCAGAAACAUUAUUGUUUUUGUCGUCGACCUGACAAUUUUAAGACUAUGAUAGAAUGCGAUGUGUGUCACGAGUGGUACCAUUGCGAAUGUAUAGGCAUAGAUGAGGAGGAGGCGAGUUCGUUAGACGUCUGGACGUGUGCAAUGUGCAACUAUGGCAAAGAUCGAGUUCUCAAGAAGAUACGAAGGACUGUCAAGAAGCUUGAUCAACUUGUACAGGCAACGUCCGAUUUCGAAUACAUAUUACACAAAUCAGAUCAUCUUGUGGGGAUAGUUCAAAUCAUCAAAUCGGUUGUUGGCACGGACGAAUUUCGCAUUCGCCGCGCUACCGGUCUUGGCUUAGCCAUUUCAUUCCAUGAUGGAGCCACUAGGAAAGGACGACAAGGCGGUAGUUGA
Acaulospora morrowiae is the source of this 2946-nucleotide messenger RNA. NCBI's taxonomy places the organism in Eukaryota, Fungi, Glomeromycota, Glomeromycetes, Diversisporales, Acaulosporaceae. The record is from the annotation of a GenBank genome assembly.